Rhizophagus irregularis DAOM 181602=DAOM 197198 is the source of this 984-nucleotide messenger RNA. RefSeq lists its product as uncharacterized. Lineage: Eukaryota; Fungi; Glomeromycota; Glomeromycetes; Glomerales; Glomeraceae. Gene Ontology annotation, cellular component: RNA N6-methyladenosine methyltransferase complex; nucleus. Gene Ontology annotation, molecular function: nucleic acid binding; methyltransferase activity. The record is from RefSeq and is a predicted model, not a curated record.
UAUUGACCAUGUCAAAAAACGAAACAUUAACGUCACCAAUAGCUGCUAACAACGAAACUUGUUUUGCAUACCCUUUUGAAGCUGGUUGUACUACUAACCAUUCUUCUAAUAAUUUAUCAAAAGACUCCUCGUUAGACGCAAGGUUAAUAAUUCUUUUAGAGAAGGAAACAGAAUUAAAACUACAAAUUGAUGAAUUAAUAGAAGAAAUUACGAAUUUAGAAGCAAUUACAAAAAAUAGAAGUAGAAGUAAUGGUGUUAAUGAAGAAGAUAAAGAAACAAAAAAGAAUGAAUUAAAGAAAGAAAUUGCCGAAGAGAUUUGUUGGGAAGAUUUUGAAGCUCCGGAAUGGUGCGUACCUAUUAAAGCUGAUGUAUUAACAUUUGAAUGGGACGAAUUUGCUAAAGAAUGUCAAUUUGAUGUAAUUUUAAUGGAUCCACCAUGGCAAUUAGCGACACAUGCUCCAACACGCGGUGUAGCUAUAGCCUAUCAACAAUUACCGGAUGUUUGUAUCGAAGAAUUGCCAAUUCCUAAAUUACAGAAAAAUGGAUUCUUGUUUAUCUGGGUCAUUAAUAAUAAAUAUUCUAAGGCAUUCGAAAUGAUGAAAAAAUGGGGCUACACGUACUGCGAUGACAUCACAUGGGUUAAGCAAACGGUGAAUAGAAGAAUGGCCAAAGGACAUGGAUUUUAUCUACAACACGCGAAGGAAACAUGUUUAAUGGGAAGAAAGGGAGAAGACCCUCCGGGAUGUAAUCAUUCGAUUUCUUCGGAUGUGAUAUUUUCAGAACGACGAGGACAAAGUCAAAAACCCGAAGAAUUAUAUGAAAUGAUUGAAGAGUUGGUCCCAAAUGGAAAUUAUUUGGAGAUAUUUGGACGUAAAAAUAAUUUGAGAGAUUACUGGGUAACUAUAGGAAAUGAAUUGUGAAGCUUGUAUGAUUAAAGAAUUUAGAUUUAUUUGCAAUAUUUCUCAUGUCAAUAAAGGAAUUUAC